Aspergillus pseudotamarii is the source of this 1081-nucleotide messenger RNA. RefSeq names its product phosphoribulokinase/uridine kinase family protein. Gene Ontology annotation, cellular component: cytoplasm. The coding region runs from base 354 to 1040 and encodes 228 amino acids. NCBI's taxonomy places the organism in Eukaryota, Fungi, Ascomycota, Eurotiomycetes, Eurotiales, Aspergillaceae. Gene Ontology annotation, molecular function: kinase activity; ATP binding. The record is from RefSeq and is a predicted model, not a curated record. The transcript has a single exon.
UACCUGAGCCUUGUAAGGCUGUAGGGAGGGUCUCGAGUAGCCUCGGGUUACGGUGGACAGAGCUCCGUAAAAUUGAAGUCAUUGCUGUCGGAGCACUGUGAGCCGGCCUCUCCACACCCCCAGACAUGCUUCAAGGAUGGGGUAUUUUUAUAUAAGCUCGUGCCAUACAGAGUUCUAGCUGUCGUCUUGACAAACAAUUCAAUUGUCUUGAGUCAUUGGGGUUACCGUGCCUAUCCGACCGCUGAGGCUAUCGACUAUUCAUAGUGAGUCGCCACGCAGCUACGCGCUGACGCAACGUACAUUCUUUUAUAACUUUAUUUGAAAGUAUAUCGCCCAUCUAAUGUUACCCACAGAUGGAGGAAGAGUAUACGCGUAUCGCGGACAUCAUUCGCCACCGAGCCAAAACCCAUAAUAAGAAGCGAUAUCUCGUCGCCAUCGCUGGCGUGCCCGGCUCUGGCAAAACAACAACGGCAACUGCCAUUGCACAGCGUUUGAACUCAGGGCAAACCCCUAUCCAGACUGAGCUGGUCUCCAUGGAUGGCUUCCAUCUGUCGCGGGCGACACUGGACCAGCUCCCCAAUCGAGAGGAGGCAUAUAUCCGGCGUGGAGCGCCGUGGACCUUUGAUGCUGCCCGAUUCAUUACCUUCGUUCACCAAUUACGGCAGUGGGCAGAUACAUAUUCGAACGAGACGAUAUAUGCACCCGCUUUCCACCAUGAAACCAAGGAUCCAGUAGAGGAUAGCAUCAUGAUAUCCAGCGACGCUUCGAUCCUCAUCAUUGAAGGCAAUUAUCUCCUCCUGGAUGAGCCUGAGUGGCGUGACGUCGCACGACUGGUUGACUACCGUGUGUUCGUCGAGACGGACCUGCAAGAAGCACGGGAACGUGUAGCGAAGCGUCACGUCAGUGCUGGGAUAGAAAAAACAAUAGAAGAUGGGUAUCUUCGGGUGGAUAGGAAUGACUACCUGAAUGCGCUUACAAUUCGGGACAAGCUGAUCGAGCCUGAUAUGGUGGUCCGUAGCAUCACUGAGGUAUCAUUUUAACUUGCUUCUAUCGACUUUCCUAUUUACACCAUAAACAACAC